AUGGAAUGGGAAGCCCGGUCGGACCUUGUCGUGGAGGAGCUUAUUGAGGCGAGCCCGGACUUGAUCGCGUUGCAGGAGGUGAUGUACGAGCUCUACGAAAGCGACUUGCAGCCGAGGCUAGCUUCCCUCGGCUACGUCGGGACUAUACAGCAAAGGAGCCGCAAGGACGACCACCAGACGGGGAACGCGACGUUCUUUCGCGAAUCCCGGUUCGAAAUCAGUUGGGAGGCUCACCGGAGCCGGGUUCUUCUCGUGGGCCUUCGAGAUCUGCAUGGUGGUGCUGAGAUAUGUGUGGCCAACGCGCACCUGGAGGGGAAUCCCAGAAAGCCGAUGGAUCGAGUAAGCCAGGUGCGCUCUGCCCUUCUGGAUGCCUCCAAGCACGGGGGUCCAGAACGGCAUGGUCUGAUCCUUUGCGGCGAUUUCAAUGCGCCGCUGAUCUCCUCGGCCGUGGCCUCCUUUCUCUGCUUCGGCCAGGUCCUACCCGGAGUUCAGGAGUUUGGGUAUGCGGUGGACGUGCCCAGCAAAGUCCCGGAGACUGGCCACCCUUAUGCCAUGCAGUCUGCUUAUACGCCAGAUCCUUGCGAGUUCAGCUUCACAUUGCGUGGUGCCGCCGGCUCUUGCCACAUGCUGGACCACGUCUGGUACGAUGCAGCGCGCGUCCAAUGCCAGGCGGUGCGGGAAGUCUUCCGCUCACCGGAGCACCGCGAGGCGGUGCUCGCUCAUGGCCUCCCGAAUGAAGCGGAUCCGUCGGACCACCUGCCAGUGGGGGCGGUGCUGCGCUUGCUUCCCGCACCGGUGAAGGAGCUACAGGCGGAUCCCGGCCCGGACGAGUUGCUUCAUGCAGCGGAGGAGCUCUGGCAGGCGUGUCCGCUCCCGCAGGAGCAGCGCGAGAGGUUUCUGGCGUGUGAGGAGGCGCUCUCGUCUGCGCUUCCAGCCGGACGGCCGACAGCAGAAGCGCUUGCGGCAUUCGAGGCAGCCAAGCAGGCCCGAGAAGCCUGCGUUGCGGCCUUCCCUGCCGAAGCGCAGUUGGUGGUGGAGCGCAUCAGCGACCUGCGCAAGCAGGCCAGGAAGGCGGAGCAGCGACGAGCGCGCCAGAGCGCCAAGGAUGUCAAGGAGUCCAAGGCGAAAGCGAAGUAG
Molecule: messenger RNA, 1137 nt
Organism: Symbiodinium necroappetens
Lineage: Eukaryota; Dinophyceae; Suessiales; Symbiodiniaceae
Source: the annotation of a GenBank genome assembly